AUGCCUAACUGCUCGUCGUAUGAGUACUCCAAUUUUCACGCCUUCACUCAUAGCUACGACAUUGUUCACAUUCCCCUCAGUCUGACCAUCUGUGUCUGUGGGGUACUUGCCAACGCUAUUAACGUCGUCGUCCUCAACCAACCGGGAAUGCAGUCCUCGACAAACCUCCUAGUAGCAGCUCUAUCCAUCGGUGAGGGUACUGUCAUGGCCAUUUACAUAUUCUACGUCACUAUGUACCGCAUUGAUCGAAAACUUGAAUUGGGUAUGUCGAGGCCUUACGCCUAUACUCUCUUCACUUUGGUCUAUGCUCAAAAUCUCUUCCACGCCUUCGCCUCAUGGAUGAUUGUCUUUCUCACUGCAUUCCGACUUGCCUUCAUGCGAGCAGGAGUUGCCGCACUACACACGUGUAGCUACAAUCGAGCCAAAAUUGGCAUUCUUACUAAUGUGGUAAUAUCGCUUAUCCUCUCAGCGCCAUUUUUGUUCGCUCACCACGUGGUCAAGGAUAGUACACAUUCUGUCAAUGGCACUGUCACUUUCAAACUCGACUUUGUAUCAAGUUACUCAUUGACGACAUUGUUGUUAGUAACCACAGGGGUGUUUAUGAAGGUCUUGCCCAUUGUGCUAAGUACCAUCUUUACUGCCUUGCUAAUUCGGACACUACUGAAGUCGCAAAAGCGACGGAUCCGACUGCAAAAUGAGAAAACAGACACAGAGCAGAGAUUUAUUGCUAUCCAGACAGAACAAUCUAACAAUGAUAAUAAUACCAAGAACUUCAAAAGACCGUCAACAAGGAGGUCUAAUGAUCAUGACUCGAAUAGCCGGAAUAUAUAUCAAACGACGAACAUCAUGAUUGCCCUCACUGUGCUCUACAUCAUCACUUAUUUGCCUCAGGCAAUAAUGCUGCUUCUCCUGAUCAUCUACGGCACGUGUUUUGAGGUGAUGGUGUACGAGAAAUUGGGCGAUUUCAUGGACCUCCUGACACUGCUGUGUUACAGUGGCAACUUUCUCCUCUACUGUGCGCUGUCGAGCAAAUUUCGGGAGACUUGUCUACACCUCAUCCACUCCUUACUGCUGCCUAGGAAGUGUCGGUUAUGA
This is a messenger RNA of Echinococcus granulosus, 1095 nucleotides long. Its product is annotated as dro/myosuppressin receptor. Gene Ontology annotation, cellular component: membrane. Bases 1 to 1095 code for a protein of 364 amino acids. Gene Ontology annotation, molecular function: G protein-coupled peptide receptor activity. The transcript is spliced from 2 exons. NCBI's taxonomy places the organism in Eukaryota, Metazoa, Platyhelminthes, Cestoda, Cyclophyllidea, Taeniidae. The record is from RefSeq and is a predicted model, not a curated record.